AUGGCUUCAAACUCUAGAAGCUCGAGCUCGUCAUGGACGUUCAGACAGAACAAGAUGUUCGAGAGAGCCUUGGCAGUUUACGACAAGGACACACCAGAUCGGUGGCACAAUGUGGCAAAUGCUGUUGGAGGGAAAUCUGCAGAGGAAGUUAAGCGUCACUAUGACAUCCUCGUCGAAGAUCUCAUCAGCAUCGAAACUGGUCGUGUCCCUUUGCCUAAUUACAAGACCCUCGAAUCUAACUCAAGAGGCAUCAAUGACACGAGGUAA
Messenger RNA from Eruca vesicaria subsp. sativa (arugula), 267 nucleotides. NCBI's taxonomy places the organism in Eukaryota, Viridiplantae, Streptophyta, Magnoliopsida, Brassicales, Brassicaceae. The record is from the annotation of a GenBank genome assembly.